AUGGAGAACCAGGCGAACAGGGUCCAUCGACCCUCGAAGGAGAAAAAGAAACAUGAUGGCCCGAAUCCAAAAGCCUUCGCAUUCUCGAAUCCUGGAAAAGGAAAUAAAGCUGGCGCGCGGUCGCAUGAUAUUAAAGAAAAGAGGCUUCAUGUUCCGCUGGUGGAUCGUGUGCCUGAAGAGGCACCUCCCCUCGUCGUUGCAAUUGUUGGACCACCGGGUGUAGGGAAAACGACUCUCGUUAAAUCCUUGAUCCGUCGCUACACGAAACAAACACUCAGCACCCCCAAAGGACCCUUGACUGUGGUGACAUCCAAACGGCGCCGGCUCACUUUCCUCGAAUGCCCCUCCGACUCCCUUGCCAGUAUGGUCGAUGUCGCGAAAAUCGCCGAUAUUGUGCUUCUGAUGAUUGACGGCAACUAUGGAUUCGAGAUGGAGACUAUGGAGUUCCUGAACGUCUUGUCUUCCAGUGGUAUGCCAGGAAAUGUGUUCGGUAUCUUAACCCAUUUGGACCUUUUCAAAAAGCAGAGCACCCUUCGAAUGGCAAAGAAGCGCUUGAAGCAUCGCUUUUGGAGCGAGCUUUAUAAUGGUGCUAAACUCUUCUACCUUUCUGGUGUCGUCAACGGCCGGUAUCCUGAUCGCGAAAUACACAACCUCUCCCGUUUCCUGUCGGUCAUGAAAAACCCUAGACCGUUGGUAUGGCGCAAUUCACACCCUUAUGCGCUUGCAGAUCGCUUUCUGGAUAUUACGCCACCUACUCAGAUCGAAGAGAAUCCGAAAUGCGACCGGACAGUGGCUCUCUACGGUUAUCUACGAGGUACAAACUUUUCAGCUCAAGGAGCGCGAGUUCAUGUACCUGGAGUGGGCGAUUUAACUGUCUCUGGCAUUGAGUCACUUCCAGACCCAUGCCCAACCCCCUUUAUGGAUCAACAAAUGGCGAAAGUCUCGGGCAAGGCAAGCAAACGCAGGCUGGGGGAAAAGCAAAAGUUACUCUUCGCCCCUAUGUCUGACGUUGGCGGUGUUUUGGUCGAUAAAGAUGCUGUGUAUAUUGACGUCAAGACUGCCAAUUUUAACAAAGGGGAUGAUGAGUCUGAAGAUGAAGAUCGUGGCCUUGGUGAACAGCUCGUUGUUGGUCUUCAGGGUGAACGCAAACUCCUUGGUGAAGCCGAUGGAGGUGUCCGUCUGUUCCGAGGUGGUGAGGCUAUAGAGAAGGCGGACGAUGAGGAUGAGGGCGCAGGAAGGAAGCACAGGAGACAUGCGAGGUUUAUGGAUGGAGAAGGAGGUCAGGCAGAGGAAGAUGAAGGUUUCGAAAGCGCCGAGGAUGACGAUGAUGAGGAACUGGAGGGCGACAGUGACGAAGAGAACAUUGACGUGUCCGCACCUCCCGACUUCGAAGCAAGGUUUAGAGAGAAACAGGAGGGCAAAAGCCGCCAUGACGAAGGUGACAUCGCAUUCGCCGACAGUGAUUCUGAUCUCGGAUCCAUUUCGUCUGUUGAAGACCAGGAACUGGAAACUGACGACGACGAAGAUCUUGAUGGAGAGGAUGAGGAUGAGGAUGGUGCUGUUCGGUGGAAAGAGAGAAUGCUCGACAAUGCCAAGGCGCUCCAUGCCAAAAGACCAAAAUAUCGUGUUGCGGACCUGUCUCGCAUGAUGUACGACGAAUCUAUCACUCCUCUUGACGUGAUUCGGAGAUGGUCCGGCAAGGAUGAAGAGGAGGAUGCCGACGAGGAUAUCGAAGAGGAUGCCGACGAUUUCUUCAAGAAGACCAACAACGAAAAGGAAGAGCAGUCGGAAUAUCGUGCCGUCCCCGAGUUCGACUACGAAGAGUUAGAGCGGAAAUGGCGGGAUGAAGAGAUGAUUGAAUCUCUACGGAACCGAUUCGCCACUGCUAGGUUGUCUGGCGAUGGUGAUGCCGAUGAUUCGGAUGUUGAUGAUGCCUUCGACGAAGAUGAUGAAGGAGAUGGAGAUUUCGAGGACCUAGAGACUGGUGAGGUGUUCAAUGGCAUCUCGGACGAGAAGGAGGAGCAGGAUGAGGGUUCAGGCAACGAGGGAUCCGUGGAUCUCGAAGCAGAGCGCGAACGAAACGCCAAGAAGAAGGAGGAGCUGAGAUUGCGCUUUGAAGAGGAAGACCGUGAGGGAUUCGCCAACUCCAAGGAUAACUCACGACAGGACGGUGGAGGCGAUGAAGAGUUCGGUGAAGAUGAAUGGUACGAUGCACAGAAAGCGAAGCUGCAGAAACAGCUAGACAUCAACCGGGCCGAAUUUGAUACAUUGGACCCAGCCUCAAGGGCUAGAGCUGAAGGUUUCAAGGCCGGAACCUACGCCCGUAUCGUUCUGGAAAAUGUACCUUGCGAAUUUGCGACCAAAUUCAAUCCUCGCUUCCCUGUCAUUGUCGGUGGACUGGCACCCACUGAAGACCGAUUUGGAUAUGUGCAGAUUCGGAUCAAGAGACACCGUUGGCACAAGAAGAUUUUGAAGAGUAACGAUCCCUUGAUCUUCUCUCUCGGGUGGCGCCGUUUCCAGACCCUACCAAUGUACAGCACAUCCGACAAUCGGACGCGUAACCGCAUGCUUAAAUACACCCCAGAACACAUGCAUUGCUUUGCCACCUUCUAUGGACCACUCGUUGCACCAAACACCGGUUUCUGUUGCAUGCAAUCUUUCUCCAACAAGGCCCCAGGUUUCCGAAUUGCGGCAACCGGAGUAGUACUGAGCGUGGAUGAACAUACGGAUAUUGUAAAGAAGCUCAAGUUGACUGGUACACCUUACAAGAUCUUCAAAAACACGGCCUUCAUCAAGGAUAUGUUCAACUCUUCCCUUGAAAUCGCUAAGUUUGAGGGUACCGCGAUUCGAACUGUAUCUGGCAUUCGAGGUCAAGUCAAGAGAGCGUUGAGCAAGCCCGAAGGUUGCUUCCGUGCGACAUUUGAAGAUAAGAUUCUUAUGAGUGACAUUGUCUUUUUACGCGCGUGGUAUCCUAUCAAACCUCAUCGAUUCUACAACCCGGUAACAAACUUGCUUGACCUGGAAGAAGACAAUGCAGGCGAUAGUGGGUGGCAGGGAAUGCGUCUCACCGGCGAAGUCCGCCGUGAGAAGGGUAUCCCAACGCCCCUGCAGAAGGACUCUGCCUAUCGUCCCAUUGAACGACAGGAGCGUCAUUUCAAUCCCCUCCGCGUCCCACGACAGCUGGCUAAAGACCUUCCAUUCAAAUCCCAGAUCACCAAGAUGAAAUCGCGCAAAGACCAGACCUAUAUGCAAAAGCGGGCUGUUGUCCUUGGGGGAGAGGAGAAGAAGGCACGAGAUCUUAUGCAGAAGCUGACCACCAUGCGGAACGACAAGCAAGCUCGACGCGCAGCGAAGCAGGAAGAGCGGAGACAGGUCUAUCGCGCCAAGGUCGCCGACAGUUUGGAGAAGAAGGAAGCCCGGGAGAAACGGGAGCGCGACGAUUACUGGCGGCGAGAGGGCAAGAAACGAAAGAAUACAGACGAAGAUGGAGGAGGUGGAGGCAAGAAGCGCAAGUGA
This is a messenger RNA of Aspergillus bombycis, 3516 nucleotides long. RefSeq names its product GTPase BMS1. Gene Ontology annotation, biological process: ribosome biogenesis; maturation of SSU-rRNA from tricistronic rRNA transcript (SSU-rRNA, 5.8S rRNA, LSU-rRNA); endonucleolytic cleavage of tricistronic rRNA transcript (SSU-rRNA, 5.8S rRNA, LSU-rRNA). The transcript is spliced from 4 exons. Gene Ontology annotation, molecular function: GTP binding; U3 snoRNA binding; GTPase activity. Gene Ontology annotation, cellular component: 90S preribosome; nucleus. The coding region runs from base 1 to 3516 and encodes 1171 amino acids. The record is from RefSeq and is a predicted model, not a curated record. Lineage: Eukaryota; Fungi; Ascomycota; Eurotiomycetes; Eurotiales; Aspergillaceae.